UGUUCUUUCAGAUGUUAUGCUAACAAGUCCGAUGCAAAUCCAAGAAUCAUAUGAAGUUAAAAAGGAAACAACCGUUUUAAAUAAAGAUGUUGUGCAAACAAGUCCGACGAUAAAACAGGACUCUUCAGAUGCAACCAAUUUAAAUAAAGAUUGUUCAAGUGACAUCGCUCAGUCAGCUCCGAUUAAACCAGUCACCCUGAAGCUGCUCGUGUCCGUUGAUAUCAAACAGACUGGAGAUGAUUGGCGUGAACCUCUCCUCACUGGGCUUAACUUCCUACCAGACGGGAGACUGGUAGCCGUGGAUAACUGGAGUUACAAAUGUAUCAUAAUGGAUGACCAACUACAGUUACUAGGAACACCGUACACGUUCAAUUCAUGUCCAUAUGACGUUGUAUGUCUGUCUCAGUGUGAGGUGGCGGUAACGAUGUGUAAUAGGAGAGUGUCUCUCCUGUACGUGAGCCCUGACAAUGUCAUCAGUCUGACCAGGCAGAUAUACACAUCCACAAUUGUCUUUUCCAUUUGCUGCAUGACCCCAACUACCAUGGUCGUGAGCACAUACGAUGAUCCACGCGAUUAUCCACGUCCAGUGAGAAUGAUAAACCAGACCGGUGUGGAGUCUGAUUUUGACCGUGUGCUGUUUAAUAAGAAGACGUACAAACAUGAACAGAGCAAGUGCACGUAUGUCCCUUCAAAGAACACGUUGGUACUGACUGAUAGGUAUGCUCACACAGUGUACAUGUUCGACACCGUGAAGGGAACGUCUAGAGCAGUCACUAAUGAUAACAUCCAGGAACCAAAAGGGGCCUGCGUCGGACCCGGUGACACGGUGCUGGUGUGCAGUAUGGCUAAGAACUCCAUCGUACACCUCACUGUUGAUGGGGACAUUCUAUGUACAUACCAUGUAGAUAUGCAAUUGCCGUAUACCCUGUGUAUGAAAAAUGAUGGGAGCAGAUUGGUCGUGUCUGGUUGUAAACACGGAAUGAAGAAAUUGAUGAUGUACAAAUUAUCAUAAAUGACAUCAUACGUAGCUAUUAAUUAUAUCUACAAAUAUGCAUAUGCUACCUGUAUAAUUCUUUUUGAUUUUUGUUGUAAGGGACUAUCUAGGUUUAUGCUAUUUGGUUUGUAUCCUUGGUUAAAUAAGGAAUGUACAUGUGCAUCCGUGUUCAAACUGCAACUACACAAAUAAUUCAUUUCAACAAAUUACCAGCAUGUGUGAUAGAUAAACGGUUAAUUUGUGUAUUAUGCACAUGUUUAAAGCAGAAAAGUCUUAUCUCUGUUUGAUGUAAAAUAAAGCAGUUACUUUUCCUCCGUUACUUUAUGUUAAUUAUGAAAUAAUAAUUGUAUAAAUACUUUUCAACACAUGAUUCUGAACACAACCAUUUUAAUUUAGAAAUAAAGAAGUGAAACUCAUAUAUGCACAAGUCCAUUCA
Messenger RNA from Dreissena polymorpha, 1430 nucleotides. RefSeq lists its product as uncharacterized. NCBI's taxonomy places the organism in Eukaryota, Metazoa, Mollusca, Bivalvia, Myida, Dreissenidae. The coding region runs from base 17 to 1012 and encodes 331 amino acids. The transcript has 3 exons. The record is from RefSeq and is a predicted model, not a curated record.